AUGCGGCCGUGCUCCUGCUGGAGCCCAUCUUCGCGAACUCCAACACCUCCAUGGCUGGCGCGGGCGACUCGCUACGCCCCUCACCGCUGCGUCUACGCAGCUUCAACCCGUCCAUGUGCACGACACCCCGCGGACUUCACCACGCCCACGCAGCACCUCCAGGACGGACGCUACUACACGCCGCUGACGGCCCCGUUCAGACGUGAUGCUACUGCAGCUAUGCCCGCAAAUAUGGCCGGUAGAUUUGAAGUACACCGAGAGCGUGGCAGGCUGUCGCGAGUGCAGCGACGCGUUGAGGCUCCCGCCCUUCGAAGCAUACAGUACACCCCGCUCGGCCCAGAAGUCAAUGCUUAG
Phytophthora sojae is the source of this 354-nucleotide messenger RNA. RefSeq lists its product as hypothetical. The record is from RefSeq and is a predicted model, not a curated record. Bases 1 to 354 code for a protein of 117 amino acids. Lineage: Eukaryota; Oomycota; Peronosporomycetes; Peronosporales; Peronosporaceae. The transcript has a single exon.